Molecule: messenger RNA, 2118 nt
Organism: Ficedula albicollis (Collared flycatcher)
Lineage: Eukaryota; Metazoa; Chordata; Aves; Passeriformes; Muscicapidae
Gene: PPP2R5C
Product: protein phosphatase 2 regulatory subunit B', gamma
Exons: 16
Coding region: 14-1747 (577 amino acids)
Biological process (GO): protein dephosphorylation; signal transduction
Cellular component (GO): cytosol; nucleus; protein phosphatase type 2A complex
Molecular function (GO): protein phosphatase activator activity
Source: RefSeq, a predicted model, not a curated record
CGCCUCCGCGGCCAUGCCGAAUAAAAACAAGAAGGAGAAAGAACCUGCAAAAUCAGUCAAGAGUGGAAAAAGUGGCAAAGAUGCACAAGAUAACCAAGAACAUGAGGUGUCAAACAAAAAGUCAAAUAGCACUCCUCCCCCGGCACAAUUGUCUAAAAUCAAAGUACCAGCACCACAGACUGUAGUGAAGAAGGAAAAGCGUCAGAGUUCUUCAAGGUUUAAUGUUAGCAAUAACAGGGAGCUUCAAAAACUGCCAGCUUUAAAAGAUGUUCCUCCAGCGGAUCAAGAAAAGCUUUUUAUCCAGAAGUUACGACAAUGUUGUGUACUUUUUGACUUUGUUUCUGAUCCACUAAGUGACCUAAAGUGGAAGGAAGUAAAACGAGCAGCUUUAAGUGAAAUGGUAGAAUAUAUCACACACAAUCGCAAUGUGAUUACGGAACCUAUUUACCCUGAAGUAGUACAUAUGUUUGCAGUUAAUAUGUUUCGAACAUUACCACCAUCUUCCAAUCCAACGGGAGCAGAAUUUGAUCCAGAGGAAGAUGAACCAACCUUAGAAGCUGCUUGGCCUCAUCUACAGCUUGUUUAUGAAUUUUUCUUAAGGUUUUUAGAAUCUCCAGAUUUUCAACCUAAUAUAGCUAAGAAAUAUAUUGAUCAGAAGUUUGUAUUACAGCUUUUAGAGCUCUUUGACAGUGAAGAUCCUCGUGAAAGAGAUUUUCUUAAAACAACUCUUCACAGAAUAUAUGGGAAAUUCUUAGGCUUAAGAGCUUACAUCCGGAAACAAAUUAAUAAUAUAUUUUAUAGGUUUAUUUAUGAAACAGAGCAUCACAAUGGCAUAGCUGAAUUACUGGAAAUACUGGGAAGCAUAAUUAAUGGAUUUGCCUUACCAUUAAAAGAAGAGCACAAAAUAUUCCUAUUGAAGGUUUUGUUACCAUUGCACAAAGUGAAAUCACUCAGUGUCUACCAUCCACAGCUGGCAUACUGUGUAGUUCAGUUUUUAGAAAAGGACAGCACACUUACAGAACCGGUGGUAAUGGCACUGCUGAAAUACUGGCCAAAGACUCACAGUCCAAAAGAAGUAAUGUUUUUAAAUGAACUAGAAGAAAUUUUAGAUGUUAUUGAACCAUCUGAAUUUGUUAAAGUUAUGGAACCUCUCUUCAGACAGCUAGCCAAAUGUGUGUCCAGUCCACACUUUCAGGUUGCGGAGCGAGCGUUAUACUACUGGAAUAAUGAAUAUAUUAUGAGUUUAAUUAGUGAUAAUGCAGCAAAGAUUUUACCCAUCAUGUUUCCAUCCUUGUACCGGAAUUCAAAGACGCAUUGGAAUAAGACAAUACAUGGCUUGAUAUACAAUGCUCUGAAACUCUUCAUGGAGAUGAACCAAAAACUGUUCGAUGACUGCACACAGCAAUUUAAAGCAGAAAAACUGAAAGAGAAGCUAAAAUUGAAGGAACGGGAAGAAGCAUGGGUUAAAAUAGAAAAUCUAGCCAAAUCAAAUCCCCAGUACCCAACAUACAGCGACACGAGUUUGCUGAACAGUCCUGUUGCAAUGGAAACAGAUGGGCCUUUAAUUGAAGAUUUGCAGACGCUGAAAAAGACAGUGAAAGAAGAGGCUUGUCAGGCACAAAAAGAUCAGAAAAAAGAUCGUCCUCUUGUGCGACGCAAGUCAGAACUGCCUCAGGAUAUCUAUACCAUGAAAGCCUUGGAAUCACAUUGCAGAGCUGAUGAAUUAAUAUCACAUGAUGGGCAUUAAACUAUUACAGUAAAAUAAUAUUUUGGAGGAAAAGUUGUUUUUUUUUUUCUGGACUCAGUUCUACAGUAGAACUUAAUUUUUUGUGCCAUACCAAUCAGUUACACAAAGAAAAAGCUUUCUUCAACCCAUUUCUGUAGGCAAUAAAUAGAGUAUGCAGCUCAAGAUUAGUAGUUCAAACAAUGGUAAAUUACCCAGUUCCAUUUGCAGAAUAUUGGGUUGACUAUAAUCAAGUGGACACAAUUUCCUGGAGGUGUUGUCAUAGUACCAACUAGCUGAUAACAUGCAGUUUUUAUAGUUGUAUGUGAGAAAAACAUUCUAUAAAAUCUUUCAUUCUAAAUAAGUGAAUGACCAAUAGUUGGUACUAAUGAUAA